ACGAGGCAUUGGGGCAUAUAUAUUCGUUGUACGCAUAAAGGAAGUUUGCAAAACUAGCGGUGCUUCGUGUUUAGGGUUUCCAUCAGCCUGCCUGCAGUCGCCGACAUCGUCUCAAAAUGACAAAGCGAACAAAGAAGGCAGGAAUUGUUGGGAAGUAUGGCACCCGCUAUGGUGCGAGUUUGAGGAAGCAGAUCAAGAAAAUGGAAGUCAGCCAGCAUGCCAAGUACUUCUGCGAGUUCUGUGGCAAGUAUGCUGUGAAGCGGAAAGCUGUUGGUAUAUGGGGAUGCAAGGACUGCGGCAAAGUUAAAGCUGGCGGUGCCUAUACUCUGAACACUGCAAGUGCAGUUACCGUUCGAAGCACCAUCAGAAGGCUAAGGGAGCAGACAGAGAGUUAAUUCGACCAUUUUCCAUGCGUAGCCGGCUAAUCAUGGCCUCCAUUUUUAAAUUUAGAUUAUUGUAUUUUUCUGUUGUUUAGGGUAGUCGACUCUAUAAGUUUAUUUUUCUUGGCUUGAAGCUGUUAAAUCCAGGAUUUUUUUGAGUUUCCAGCAAAAUUUAAAAACUAUUUUUUUAAAAA
Molecule: messenger RNA, 574 nt
Organism: Phalaenopsis equestris
Lineage: Eukaryota; Viridiplantae; Streptophyta; Magnoliopsida; Asparagales; Orchidaceae
Product: 60S ribosomal protein L37a
Exons: 5
Coding region: 117-395 (92 amino acids)
Biological process (GO): translation
Cellular component (GO): ribosome
Molecular function (GO): structural constituent of ribosome
Source: RefSeq, a predicted model, not a curated record